Xenopus laevis (African clawed frog) is the source of this 1884-nucleotide messenger RNA. It is a transcript of the gene cd63.S, whose product is annotated as CD63 molecule S homeolog. Gene Ontology annotation, biological process: cell differentiation; regulation of vascular endothelial growth factor signaling pathway. The record is from RefSeq and is marked provisional. NCBI's taxonomy places the organism in Eukaryota, Metazoa, Chordata, Amphibia, Anura, Pipidae. Gene Ontology annotation, cellular component: plasma membrane; late endosome membrane; membrane.
ACAGUCGAGAGAAGCAGCAAAGCGAAGUCAGACGUUACAAGUUACUGGAGAGGAGAAAGGCUCAGCUGCAGGAUGGCGGUGGAAGGGGGAAUGAAAUGUGUCAAGUUCCUUAUGUUCUUCUUCAACUUCGUGUUCUGGGUGUGCGGUAUUGCUCUGAUAGCAAUUGGGAUCUAUGUGCAAAUCCAGCUUAACCACACUCUCAUCAUGAAAAAUGCCGCAUCCUCUGGAGCUCCUAUAGUCGUCAUUGUAGUGGGUGUUGUCAUAUUCUUAAUUGCGUUCUUUGGAUGCUGUGGAGCACUAAAGGAGAACUACUGCAUGGUGACAACGUUUGCUGUUGUGCUGGUGCUGAUCUUCCUGGUUGAGAUUGCUGCUGCUAUUGCUGCCUAUGUUUACAAGGAUAAGCUGCGCACUGCAUUUGAAGACUCCUUUAAAAAUGGCAUGUCCAAAUACAAUACCACCAAGGACAUAACUGAGAGCAUUGACCUCUUGCAGAAAGAAUUUAAGUGCUGUGGUGCCUUCAACGCAACUGAUUGGAAGCAAUAUCCUCCCUUCAACGGUACAGAUGCGGUGCCGGAUUCCUGCUGUAAAACCAUCAUUGCAGGCUGUGGAAAGGAUCCUAGUGCAACUAUAAAUACUGAUGGCUGUGCAACCGGAAUAGACCAAUGGGUAAAGAAAAACAUAGGAAUUGUGGCUGGAGUGGCCCUGGGAAUUGCUUUGUUUGAGAUAUUGGGGAUCAUCUUUGCCUGCUGUUUAAUGAAGGGAAUAAGAAGUGGAUAUGAAGUCAUGUGAUCGGUCCAGAGUGGAUUUUGCCGUGAUAUUACUUGUGUUGCCUUAGUAAGGUGGGAAGUGGUAUGGACCAUAUCACGGCAGUUUUGACAUAAAUGGCACAUACCAUUUCCUACCUUAACAUGGGGAAUAAUGGCAUGUCACAACCUCUUUGUACUUAAUAUAAAUACUUUGAUAUCACCAGUUCAUUGUUUUUAUUUUUUAUAAAUAUCUUGUUCAAUGUGUUGAGCAGAAUCUGUAGUAUUUCUUAUUUUUGGAUUCCAUUAUGGUUUUUCUGACUCUGCACUUGUGUUCACACGUUUAAUGUCUAAAUUAGCAUUUUAUACCCCUUUAACAUAAUUGAAAAUUUAACAGACCUGUGAUUUUUGCCGUGAAAGGAAAACACAAUAAUCAAAAGGAAUUAAAAACAAACUACUCUUAAGGAUUUAAUCUCCUGGUUUAUUAGACUAUAUUUGGGUCAUACAGAACACUUGCUAGUUUACCUUGGUCACAUAGCAACCAAUCAUAAGUUAAUUUUCAUUAGUUAGUGAGAAUAAUGCUGGCAAAAAUAUCAUUGGUUGUCAUGGUUGCUAAGGGCAGAUUUUGCAUGUGUUCGUAUGUAAACCUGUGGAUUUCUGGAAUGCUUUGGGUUCACACUCUGACCUUGAAAUAAACCUAUAUUUAUUUUAGCCCAUGCUAUGUCAGAAACCCUGUGCAGUGAUUGCUGAUAUAAUUAGUACGUUUAUGUGCCUACCUGCUUUAACCCAAUCAGCCUGUGUUUCUCUGGGACCUAACUUGAUCUCUGUACAAGACAAAUGUGGGGUGGGAGAGCUGAAGAUAGAUGAUGAUCCUUUAGUGCCUUAAUGCAAUGUUGGCUUUUUGUAUUGAUGUGCAGUUCCAUUUCUAUAAAAAUAUGCAGCAUGUUAAUGGUCCGUGUUUGAUUCUAUGUAACGUGUGCCAUAUGUGUGAUGCCAGCGGUACGAUGCUUCUCCGUGCAACCAUUUUUCUCUGGUGUCUUCCGCCCUCAUAUUUGACUUGUUUUACAGUCAGGAAUUUGGAAAAGUUGACAUUUUUGUAAGAGCACAAAAAUUCAAAAGCCAAAAUAAAGCGAUGAAACGG